Messenger RNA from Cricetulus griseus (Chinese hamster), 5898 nucleotides. The record is from RefSeq and is a predicted model, not a curated record. NCBI's taxonomy places the organism in Eukaryota, Metazoa, Chordata, Mammalia, Rodentia, Cricetidae.
AUGGCUGGGGAUUCUCUGCUCCCUCCUGGAAUGUCUCCGCAGCUGGUAGUGGCUCUUGCUUGUCUGCUUCUGACCUGUCGCGCACUGAGGGGACCGGUACCCUUGAGUGGGGACGCAUCCCACCGGGAGCUUUACCUCCCUCCUUGGGGAGCACUUAAUGAUGGUAGCCACCAGAACCCUCACAUCCUGAUCGCCAACCCUGGUCUCCAGGUGCCUCAGGGCCGCUCGGUUUGGCUCGACCCACUGGGGGACUUGGUGAUUCAAAUGCAGCCAGGGGACCAGUGUGAGGUGACAGUGCUGGACAUCCCGCGGCUCCAAGGCACGCUUUCCCCGCGCCACUUUCCCUGUGACUUCGGGGUCCGUAAGGUCAGGUACACUCACUUUGGCUCGCCCAGCGCUACAAGCACCCGGGUGCAGCUGCAGCUGCGAUACGAUGCAGGGAAUUCCACGCUGGUACUGCCUUUCACUCUGAAUGUGAACGUGGUCUUCUCCAAGCUCCAGUUGGUGACACGCAACAGGCCUUUGAAGGUGUUUAAACUGCAAGGCUGCAACCACGCCAUUAAUAGGAGAGUGCUAGACUUCGCCUCCAGGAGUAGGUGCAAGCUCACCUUGCUUCCUCACCCUAGCGGAGCACUCCCGAAGUACGGGCACUUGGUGGACGCCACUGGGACCCCUCUCUCCAGGGGCCAUCUGGCCGACUGUGAGACUUUUGUCCAGGCUGGGGUGCGCUACCAGCACACUGCUACACCAUCCUCACCCUGCAGGGACUAUGUGCCCAUGGUAGUAGCGUCAGAGUCCCAAGGAACUAGGUCAGUGAAGGUGCUGGCCCAGGAGUACUUCCAGCUUCAAAUCAGAAUCCAGAAGGCAGCCAGGAGCACAACCCCCAGGCCCAGUUUAGCCGCUCUAAUGACGGUGGAAGUUGAUCAGUCCCCACUUACAGCCCUGACACCUGAUGCUCUGGCUGUAGAAGACAACGAAUCACACCCUGAUGACCUAGUCUUCAACAUUCUCAAUGCCCCUGAGGUCCCACCUGGGUAGCAUGGUCAGCAGGGAUAUGUGGUGAACACAGAUGACCCCUUGGGUCUUCCAGUCUCCUUCUUCACCCAGAAGGAGCUUCGGGAGCUGAAAAUUGCCUUUCGAUCCCCCACAGGGAGCUCAGAAGGGGAGCAAUUACAGGUGAUAAAUGGAGAUGGUGACACCUCUGACCCUUUUGCCGUCGUGGUGGUGGUGAAGUCUAUGAAAGCCCUGGCUCCAAUAACUAGCUACAAUAGAGGACUUCUGGUUUUUGAAGGCCAGGCAAGGCCCCUGUCCAAUGGCCAAAGUUUUCAGGUCAGUGAUAAAGAUAAUUUGGACGAAGUAAGAAUUGCUGCAGUCAGAGGUUUGCAACAUGGGCAGCUGGUGGUGCUUGGGGCACCUGCGGGAUAUCAGUAUUUCACACCAGCAGACCUAAGUGCAGGGCGAGUGGUGUACCAGCAUGGUGGCAGUGACUCUUACAGUGACGUGCAAGGAUACCAACUCACUCGCUUCCAGAAGAAAUUCCUCCAAUACAUUGACCAGAAUUCAGAGACCCUACUGACACCACCAACUGAUACUGACAGCAACCGCCAAGUCCAGGCUGGAGAAAUUGUGCUCAGUGAUUCACCAAAUAGAUCCAUUAUUCAUUUCACCCAGGCCCAGGUCAAACAUCAAAAAAUUGCUUAUCAACACCCACAGAAGAAUCUGGGCAUUAUACCUCGGGUUGUGCAAUUCACCUACCAGGUGGGAGAUGCUGCAGGCAAUGGUGUGCCAGGUACAGUCACAUUAUUCCUGCAGCCUUUGAACAACCAGCCACCAAAAGUCAUCAAUAGGGGCUUUGCUGUCUUUGAGGGAGACAGCUUUAUUCUCAGCAACAGUGAACUUGAUGUUACAGACCCUGACACAGAUGAUGAUCAAAUUUUCUUCACUUUAGUCUGGGGUCCCCAGCAUGGACACUUGUGGUGCUUUAAAAAAUAUAUGGUUGCAGGAGAAUCUUUCAUGCUACCUGAUAUUAUUAAUGGGAAUAUCUCUUAUCAGCAUAGUAGAGACCAGACUACCAGUGACAUCUUCUACCUGGAGGUAAGUGAUGGGGUGCACCGUACACCCAUCACUGUCCGGAUUUCUGUGCAUCUCAUUGUGGCUGAUGGAUGUCCUGGGGUCUUUAUGACUGGCUCUCCAAUAUUGGCUAUUUCCAUAGCUGUACUUGAGAAUGCUGCUACAUUGACAGUGGGUGUCAAUCACAGCAGAAAGGACGGGAAGGACUUAAUGCUAUCUUUCAUUGUGGAGGACAAGCCUAAAUUGGGCUCUGUUCUGAUGAAUGGUCUGCCCACAGAACAAUUCACCCUGGAGGACCUCACUGGUGGGGUAGUAACCUACGUCCACACUGGAGGUGAUGUUGGCUUCCAAAGGGUGCAUGAUGCUUUUAGCCUUAUCCUCAACAAAGAUUCUUAUCACUCGUCCAUGGGGGACAACAUACUGGAGAGGGUGCUGGUGCAGGUGACAGUGCUGCCAGUGGACAACAUGGCCCCCAAGGUCUUGGUGGGAGAGCCCUUCAUUGUGUACGAAGGUGGGAAGAGCCUCUUGACCACACAACAUCUCAACGCUGAAGACGUGGACACUUCCAAAGAUGAAGUCCUUUGCACUCUGACUGGACAGCCAUCCUAUGGCUACCUGGAAAUCUUAGCACCAGCUCCCAGUUCAGAAGUGUCACGGGCUGGCCACCCCAUCAGUGCCUUCUUCAUCAAGGAUGUCCAAGUCGGGCAUAUCAAUUACGUACAAAGUAUCCACAGGGGGGUAGAACCAGAAACAGAUCAGUUCUCCUUUUACUGCUCUGAUGGCAUCAACUUCUCCCCAGAUGUCCUCCUCCCUCUGACCAUCUUGCCCACCAAUGAUGAGCAGCCCAAACUUGUCCCCCGUGAGUUCGUGGUAUUAGAGGGAAUGAGCCGAGUCAUAGAUACCCCACUGCUCGAUGCAAUAGAUGCUGACCUCCCACCAGACAAGCUCUGUUUUCGACUCACAGUCCUCCCCCAGCACGGGCAAAUCAUACAGCAGCUUGCCACAGGCAGCAAGCCCAUUCACUGCUUCACCUCGCAGGAGAUCCAAGAGGCCUCCUCCGUCGCCUAUGAGCAUGAUGGCUCAGAGAGCACGGAGGACAGCUUUGAGAUCUGGCUGAGUGACCGCAAGCACACCACUCACAAAAAGAUGCCCAUUGUUGUAAUUUUGGUAGAUGAUGAGGCCCCUCAGCUGACCAUCAGUGAUGGGCUGGAGGAAGAAACUGGACACUCUGAAAUCAUCACAAAUCAUAUGCUCAAAGCCAUAGAUCUUGACCCUGAUAACAAGGGUCUCACUUUUGUUCUCCAGUCUGAGCCUCAAUGGGGGCUUCUACAACGACUGAGGAAGCCAGGAGGAGACGUGAGGAACAACCUCACUGUGGGAAUGAAUUUCACCCAGGGAGAAAUUGACAGAGACCUCAUCAGUUAUACCCACACAGGCCAGGAGGAGGCUGUUGAUCUUUUCAAAUUUGAUGUGACUGAUGGAGUUAACCCUCUGAGAGACGGCUAUUUCUAUAUCACCAUUGGCAACUCAAACAGUGCCCCCCCCGACAUUGUCAGCAAAAGGGUUACCUUAACAGAAGAUGGCAGAGUGACCCUCACCACUGAACUGUUUAAUACCAGUGACAAUCACAGCUUUGGUGAGGAACUUCACUAUAGCAUUACACAAGCUCCUAGCAUGGGCCACUUGGAAAGUUCUGACCAGCAUGGGCCCAUGGCUUCUUUUACUCAGGUUCAACUGGCUGGCAACAAGAUAUCCUAUGUUCAUACUUCAAAGGAUGAGGUAAAGGUGGAACAUUUUGAGCUUUGAGUGACUGGUGGACACAGCUCUGUGUUCAGAAUCUUCAGGAUAUUUGUCACAGAUGUGGACAAUAAGCAACCAACUGUGACCAUCCGAACACUAACACUGCAAAGAGGGGACAGCAUAGAGGUCACUCCUUUUCAGUUGACAGUGGAAGAUGAGGAUACUCCAGAUAAUUUUAUUAUUUUCACCAUCACCCAGGUCCCCAUCCAUGGCAGGAUUUUGUAUAAUGCUAGCCAUCCUAUGACCACUUUCACCAAGAAGGACCUGACUGAGAGCCUGAUUCUCUAUUGUCAUGAUGGCAGUGAGACAACUGAUGACAGUUUCUCCUUCACUGUGUCUGAUGGCACUCACACUGGGUUCUACAUCUUCCCAGACAUUGGCCAGGAGACACACAUACCUCAGAUAAUGCGGAUUCAGAUAAGCCCCUUUGGCAACAGGCCCCCACAGAUUGCCGUUAACAGGGGAGCCUCAGCCUUGAAGUUCCUUCACAUUGGGCACUUGGGUUUCCUCAUUACCAACAAGUAUCUACAAGCAGACCAUCAGGAUGGGCCUCACAGACUCCUGAAUUAUAAAGUGACCAGAGGACAGCAUGGCUACAUUGUCGAUGCCGGCACUGGAAACAGGAGCAUGCACGUGUUCAAACAAGGAGGACAUAAACUAACAAAUCAACCUUUCCAUCUACGCUGGGCUUGGAUUUUUUUGGAAAAAGAGUACUACAUUGUGGAUGAAGACUCCGUGUUCUUCGAAGUGACCCUGACAUGCAGAGGGUACCUUGAAAGCACAUCCUUCAUCAGACAGACGUAUAGAGGUGCCUUUGAAAGAAAUAUAUUCGGGGUUUCUGUCUGGAGUUUGCCCCGCUGCCACUUAAAGCCCAGACUCAAGGCAGCCCAUGGCCGAGCUUUGCCUUCUGUGGCUCUCAGGGAUGCAGAUGGGCAGAGGCGGAUUAAGCACACGAUGGCUUUCUUCAACCAAGAAGCCAAUGAAAAAGCACAAGAGUUCAACAUUGAGAAAUGUCAUCUUGUGCAAACCCAAAGACUGAAGUCUAUGGAAUACUAUGAGAAGAAACAAAAGCAAAUUGAGCAGCAGAAGAAGAUUCAAAUGUCCAAUCGGAUGAAUCAAGCAAGGUUCCAAGUCCUUAGAGCAAGAGAUGACCUCAUCACUGAUCUGCUAAAUGAGGCAAAACAGCAAGGUGAAAAUAAGAUUUCCCUUUGGUGGAGGCUGCAGUACAAAAAGCAAAUCCUAUUUAUAAAAUUGCCACCGAAAAAGAUGUUGAUGUCCAAAUUGACCAGGAGCCUACCUGGUGGAGUUGAAAUCUAUAAUGGGGAUCGCAAGAUAAAGGUUUCUAACACUCUGGAAAGCUGGCUGGACCUCACAGCCCUACAGAUGAUGCAGAAGUCGCAGGAGCCUUGUUUGGUGCCAAUGCCAAUAGGAGGUUUCUGGACUGAGCCUGAGGAGGUGCUGCUCAUCCGAGGCUGUACUCCUGGAGCAGCAGAUACCUGUGUGCAUCUAAGUCAGCAGCUCACAAUCCUCUGUAACUCCAGGCCUGCAGGUUCUGCCACUGGCACGAUUCUCAACUUGGAGUUAUCUUGGUCAGAUUAUAUCUCACGACCAGGAGACAACACUAGCGUGCUCCACUUCAAAAAGGGUGAGAUGGAGAAGACCUGUCAGGUCUUUAAAGAAGACUCCCUUUAUAAAGAAGAGGAGUCCUUCAGCAUUGUCCUGAGCCUGUCAACGGGAGGACAGCUGGGAGCCAAAUUCCCCACUGCCGGGAUAACAAUCCUGGCUGACAGAGAGGAUGCUGGAACAGACUACAUUGGUGUCAGCCAAAAUCUGCACUUUAGCCCAGGAGUAAUCGUGCAGAGACUCCGAGUGACAAUCCUUGAUGACCUGUGUCAGCCUGCCUUUGAGGGUCCAGAGAAGUAUGAAUUACUUCUCCAGAUGCCUACAGGUGCAGUGCUUGGAGAACCAAAUAAAACCACUAUUGUCAUCAAUGACGACAUCACCAACUACCAAGCAAAGUGCUUGUAG